AAGGCUGCCCGUCAAACCAAGCUUGAGUCCGCCCACGGGAGCGGUGACGUGUUUCAGUAUCGCCCCGGAAACAAAACGGAGGCCGGGCGUGAGCGUCGCCCGUGCUGUGCGUCAUGAACGGGGUGUGGGAUUUGCAUUAAGUGGAGAGUUCUAACUGUAAUUGGGUAAUUACUACUGAAAGUAGCAAGAUGGCAGCAAACCCUCCAGGUCAAGGUGUGUUUAAGGAGAAAAUUUAGAGGUGAUGUUCUGUUCCCAUUGAAGUCAUUGGGACCAGGAUUUCAUCCUCGGCUCUUGUACACUGAAUUUGACUCUUGGUUGCCAAGCUGUGCAUCUGGGAGCAUACUGAAGGUCCAAAGAGGCACAGUUCUGCAAGUGAGAACAAAAGAUGAGAGGAGAUCUUAGCCAUCAAGAAUAGAUAACAAGAGCUCGAGACCAUAACGAAACACAAAACAAAGAGUGGUGCUGCUGAUGAUGAUGAUAUACUCAUGCACAAAGCUGGGAACAAAGAAGGUUUUCAGAAUAAAAAUAGGGUUGCAAUCUUGGCAGAACUAGACAAGGAGAAGAGAAAAUUACUUAUGCAAAACCAGUCUUCCACAAAUCACCCUGGAGCCAGAGUUCUGCAGCCAUUCUGCCAAACAUCUGAUCUUCCCAUCAUGAAGAAUAUGGACCCAUGCGUUGCACUUGCAAGAUCUUCCCUUAACAAGGAUUUCCGGGAUCAUGCCGAGCAGCAGCACAUCGCAGCACAGCAAAAAGCAGCGUUACAGCAUGCACAUGCACAUUCUUCAGGAUAUUUCAUAACCCAAGACUCUGCAUUUGGAAAUCUUAUUCUUCCUGUCUUACCUCGACUAGAGUCGGAAUGAGGGAUGUUAUUUCUCAGAAUGAAGGAGAUGAAUAUGUUGUCCAUUGUCGAAGCUGCCAUCUUUCAGAACUACUUUAUAUGAUUUGGAAAACAGAUUGUGAGCUGUUCAAAAAAAAAAAAAAGUUUUUUAAACAUUUGACCUUUUUAUUUUAAAAAAAGCUUGUUUCAUUCUGGAUUCAUAUGCUUGUCUUCCCUGGUUGAGUCUGGCUUCACCUGAGAAGAGGUGCUGUAGAUUAUUAUGUACUUAAUUUCUUUUGUCAGCUCAGUCAGAGUAAUACUGUUUGCCUGACAUAUCAUUCAUACAUCUUAUUUUUCUGAUUUCCUCUCUUCUUUCAUUCAGUUGGAAGGAAGGACGCCCCACCCAGAAUUUGAGAGGUUUGUUCUAAUCUGCAUUUCUAAAGUAUCUGGCAUAGUAUCUAUGUACUGUACUUGACCUUAAUGAAAGCAGACAAAGUCAUCUUUGUCUAUCCUAAGACAAACAUGGAUUCACUAGAUAGAUCAGUCACUUUCAUUCACUCUGUGCAGGAACAUUAUUAGUGCACCCUAAUGUUUUUUAUGUUAAUCUUUGUAACAGUAUCCUGGUUUCCCAGGUAGUUAGAGAUACUAUGCCAUUGUCUCAGUUUGAGUAUAUAAAACCUAAUUAUUAACCUUGUGAACAAAUAAUCUUGUUUGUGUCUAAUUAUCCUCCUCUUUCUUAGUGAUAUGGGGUAAAAAUUCCCAAAGCAUUUAAGUCCCAUGAAACUUAUCACAAGUUACUUAGGCACUUUUGAAAAUGUUACCCAUAAAAGUUCAAGUUCUGCCCUCGAAUUCAAAAUGUCACGCUUUUAGGGUUUUGUUAUUCUUUCAGUGCCUUUGAAAGUGUGUGUUUGUGCUGCUCAAAUCAAAGUUUAGAUUCUGUCUCUGUAAAUUCUUUUCCAGGCUCAUUUCAAUUCUGGCAUCCCAUUUCAGCACUAGGCUGAAGCUUGACAUACGAAGUCUAUUGGUUGGAUAAAUUAUUUUGGAAGCCGAACAAUACUGGAAUAAAGACACUUAUUUUGGAAUAGAGUUUGCAAAAUACUGGUAUAGCUUUAUCGGUAUAGUUAUACGGCCAUAGUUCUGCUGGUCAGUUUUCCCAUGUAGACCAACCCUGGGAUAUUGGUGCCAAGGAAGGUGUGUGUGUGUGUUGAAGAUCUGGGCUUGGAAUCUGCUGGUACACUCCCAUACACUAUACUGGUGCCUAUCUUAUUCUCCGAAAUCUCAGCUUACUUUCAUU
Trachemys scripta elegans is the source of this 2111-nucleotide messenger RNA. RefSeq names its product INTS3 and NABP interacting protein (gene INIP). Bases 486 to 860 code for a protein of 124 amino acids. Gene Ontology annotation, cellular component: nucleoplasm; SOSS complex; nucleus. NCBI's taxonomy places the organism in Eukaryota, Metazoa, Chordata, Testudines, Emydidae. The record is from RefSeq and is a predicted model, not a curated record. Gene Ontology annotation, biological process: DNA repair. The transcript is spliced from 9 exons.